AUGGCCGUAGAGCUCAUGAUGAGUGGUUAUAGGAACGGUAGCUUUGUGACCAAAAUGGAAGAGAACGCAGUCCAAGAAGCUGCGUCUGGGCUGGAAAGUGUUAACAAGCUCAUCAGAUUGCUUUCCCAGCAACAAAACCACCAGCAUCAAGCCAAUAACAACAGCAGCAACAACAACAACAGUAAUAACAAUAACAUUAACCACCAAUCAUCAUCACCUUCUUCUUCUUCGAGCUCAAGAACAGCCUCCAUGGAGAUGGACAUGGACUGCAAGGCUGUUGCAGAUGUUGCUGUCUCCAAGUUCAAGAGAGUCAUUUCUCUUCUGGGUCGAACCAGAACCGGCCAUGCUCGCUUUAGAAGAGCUCCUGUGGCCAAUACUCCUGCUCAUGUUCCUUCUACUAUAAGUAAUACCAACACAAGGCAAGAAAACAGCCAAGCUCUUGAAACAAGUAAGGUUUACUAUGCUACACCGAUCCAGCAAAUCCCUCCUACUCUUCCUGUGCCUAAUCACCACCACGAUUAUGCUUCUAUGAUGAUGCUGCCAAAGAGUAAUGGGGUGAUUGAGAGGAAAGACUCAUCCACUACUAUUAAUUUCUCUUAUUCUUCCGCUGGGAAUAACUCUUUCAUGUCUUCCUUGACGGGUGAUAAUGAUAGCAAGCAGCCAUCAUCUUCAUCGGCCUUUCAGAUUGCAAAUCUGUCUCAGGUUUCUUCAGCUGGUAAGCCUCCCCUGUCUACUUCGUCCUUGAAGAGGAAGUGCAGCUCUGAAAAUCUGGGUUCUGGCAAGUGUGGUGCUUCCUCUGGCAGAUGCCAUUGCUCCAAGAAGAGCAGAAAGAUGAGAUUGAAAAGAGUGGUCAGAGUCCCGGCCAUUAGCCUGAAGAUGGCUGAUAUUCCACCAGAUGAUUACUCGUGGAGAAAAUAUGGUCAAAAACCCAUUAAAGGGUCUCCACAUCCUAGAGGGUACUACAAAUGCAGUAGCGUGAGGGGUUGUCCAGCAAGGAAGCAUGUGGAAAGAGCCUUGGAUGAUCCAUCAAUGCUUGUCGUCACAUACGAAGGGGAGCACAACCACAACAUCUCUGUCGCGGAGACCACUAAUCUCAUCCUAGAAUCCUCUUAG
Turnera subulata is the source of this 1113-nucleotide messenger RNA. The record is from the annotation of a GenBank genome assembly. Lineage: Eukaryota; Viridiplantae; Streptophyta; Magnoliopsida; Malpighiales; Passifloraceae.